GUAAUAAGUGUGUUUUGGGUUUCUCGAGGCUGUAUUUUUUACUCCUGUCCGCCCACAGCAGCAAACUGCUUCUUCUAGCUCUGAGAAACAAACAGAACUGAGCCACAGAGCCAGUUCUACUUUGAACAUGUUUUAAUGUCUUAACCACGGAGCUCCGGUCCGGUUCGGUACCGUGCGGCGGCAGCAGCAGUUCUGGGCGGGUUUGAUGCUGCUGGACUCACGCUGAGGGAGCUGUGUGGGUCUGUCUGUCUACUGCAGUGUGGGGACACUUAUAAACUCCCGAAGAAACAGAAGAUGUUGACAAAAUGAUAGCAGCUCAGGACAUUCAAACAGACUUCCAUCAGGAAGGAUACUCUCGUCUCUCGGACGCUGAUCUUGAAGAUCUCGAGGGUCGGAAUGGCAAAUCUGGGAAAGGAAAGAAGGGGAAAAAGACCCUUGGAGACAAGUUGAAGGGGUCAGAGGUGAGAGGUCGGGUAAAUGGCCACCAUCAGGAGAACGACAUGGAGAAUCUCAGUUUGUUUGAGAUUGUCAAAUUGGGCAAGAGUGCCACACAGUCAGUGGUUGAUGACUGGAUUGAGUCCUAUAAGACGGACAGAGACUCUGCCCUGCUGGAACUCAUCAACUUUUUUAUCCACUGCUCUGGCUGUAAAGGUGCGGUGAGCUCCGAGAUGUUUCGGCACAUGCAGAAUUCUGAGAUCAUCAGGAAAAUGACGGAAGAGUUUGAUGAGGACAGUGGCGAUUAUCCGCUGGCAAUGGCAGGUCCGGUGUGGAAGAAGUUUAAAUUAAGCUUGUGUGAGUUCAUCGCGGUCCUGGUCCGACAGUGCCAGUACAGCAUAAUCUAUGAUGAGUACAUGAUGGACAUGGUCAUCUCUCUCCUCACCGGCCUGUCAGACUCACAGGUCAGAGCGUUCAGACACACCAGUACCCUGGCAGCCAUGAAACUGAUGACCGCUUUGGUGAAUGUUGCUCUGAAUUUGAGCAUUAAUUUGGACAACACACAAAGACAAUACGAGACAGAACGCAACAAGAGUAUUGGGAAACGAGCCAAUGAACGCCUGGAGCUCCUGCUGCAAAAACGCAAGGAGCUCCAGGAAAACCAGGAUGAGAUUGAGAACAUGAUGAAUGCCAUUUUUAAAGGAGUAUUCAUCCACAGAUACAGGGAUGUGAUUGCUGAGAUCAGGGUUGUCUGCAUUGAAGAGAUUGGUAUGUGGAUGAAGAUGUACAGUGAGGCUUUUCUUAAUGACAGUUACCUGAAGUACGUGGGCUGGACCAUGUAUGAUAAGCAAGGUGAGGUUCGUCUGAAGUGUCUUACUGCUCUUCAGGGUUUGUAUUAUAGUAGAGAACUCAAUGCCAGACUGGAACUCUUCACCAGCCGCUUCAAGGAUCGAAUUGUGUCCAUGACUUUGGAUAAGGAAUAUGAUGUUGCCGUUCAGGCCAUUAAGUUGCUGACGCUGGUCCUGCAGAGUAAUGACGAGGUUUUGACGGCAGAAGACUGUGAGAGCGUCUAUCACUUGGUUUACUCCGCCCACCGACCGGUUGCCGUGGCAGCAGGGGAGUUUCUCUACAAAAAGUUAUUCAGUCAUCAUGGUCCAGAGGAUGAGGGGCGGCCCAGGAGAGGCAGACAGUGUUUGAAUGCUAACCUCAUCAGAACGACUGUCUUGUUCUUUCUUGAGAGUGAGCUGCAUGAGCACGGUGCCUACCUGGUGGACAGCUUGUGGGAUUGUGCGUCAGAGCUGCUGAAGGACUGGGAGAGUAUGAUCAGCCUGCUGCUGGAUGAACCUUACCCUGGAGAGGAGGCGCUCACUGAUGCUCAGGAAGCUGCUCUGAUUGAGAUCAUGCUUUGUGCUGUCAGACAGACUUGUGAGUGUCACCCACCCAUCGGACGAGGCCCUGGCAAAAGGGUUCUAACAGCUAAAGAAAAGAAAACUCAGCUGGAUGAUCGAACAAAGAUCACAGAAACAUUUGCUGUGGCUCUGCCUCUGUUACUGGCUAAAUAUUCAGUGGACCCAGACAAGGUCACUAAUCUGUUGCAGUUUCCUCAGUAUUUUGAUCUAGAGAUCUACACAACCGGUCGGCUGGAGAAGCAUCUGGAUGCUUUGCUGCGCCAGGUCCGUGAUGUGGUGGAAAAGCACACAGACACAGAUGUAUUAGAGGCAUGUUCCAUGACAUUCCAUGCACUGUGCAAUGAGGAAUUCACCAUCUAUAACCGUGUAGAUAUUGUCCGCAGCCAGAUGAUUGAUGAACAGAUUGACAAGUUCCACCGUCUGUUGGAGGAUGUCCUGCAGGAGGGAGAGGAGCCUGAUGAAGAUGAUGCCUAUCAAGUUUUGUCAACACUCAAAAGAAUCACAGCCUUCCACAAUGCCCAUGACCUCACUAAAUGGGACCUUUUCACCAGCAACUACAAACUUUUGAACUCUGGCCUGCAAAACGGAGAUAUGCCUGAGCAGGUACUGACUACUGAUCCAGGGGCUCAACUCAUUUUAGUUCACUGGCCGGGUUGCAUGCCUUAUACAUGCUCUUCUGCAGUGAAAUAUGACGAGGCUGGUAAGAUUGAGGCGCUCCACAGACGCAGGAAUUUACUGGCCGCCUUCUGCAAAUUAAUCAUCUACAAUGUGGUAGAGAUGAAGACAGGAGCAGAUAUCUUCAAACAAUACAUGAGAUACUAUAAUGAUUACGGUGAUAUCAUUAAGGAGACCAUGAGUAAAGCACGUCAGAUCGACAAGAUUCAGUGUGCCAAGACUCUGAUCCUCAGCUUGCAGCAGCUGUUUAAUGAGAUGCUGAAUGAUCUGGGCUGUAACUUCGAUCGGUCCGCAUCAGCAUUCUUUGGGAUUAAAGAACUGGCCCGACGCUUCUCACUCACGUUUGGACUCGAUCAAAUCAAAACCAGAGAGGCCAUUGCAAUGCUCCACAAGGAUGGAAUAGAAUUUGCCUUUAAAGAACCCAGUCCACAGGGGGAGGGCGGCCCUCCUCUCAACCUCGCAUUCCUUGACAUCCUCAGUGAGUUUUCCUCCAAACUACUGAGGCAGGACAAGAAGACCGUACACCUGUAUCUAGAGCGGUUUAUGACCUUUCAGAUGGCCCUGCAGAGGGACGACUGCUGGUUACUGCUCAUCUCCUACCGUAACUCUCUGCAGGCAGGCGCUGAUGAUGACACUCUGUCUGUCAUCAGCGGUAUGAGCAGCAGGAGCUCCGCCCGCAUUCGCAGGAGCAAACCACCUGCCGCCAACAAGAGAAAACUACCCGAGGAGGACAGUAGCUGUAGCAGCAGUGAUGUGAGCAUGUGGGUAAAUCGUGAGCAGAGUGGCCCGCACACUCCUGUAAUGAUGUCAUCACCCCACAUCGUCUCUACUGUCAUGCGGGAUGCAAAGAAGCUCCGCCCUGAGCAGGGGUACAUGGGAGUUUACAGCAUGAGCAACGAAACGCCACACACACCUCUGCAGCCGCAGCACCAACACAUGGACUACAAUUCUCAGGUCGCGUGGAUGAUGGCCCAGAAACAGCAGCAGGAAAGAGCAAGCCUGCAGUACGGCAAGAUGAGAGGCCACAUUCAGCACACCAUUCGGCGUGGCAGUGGGCUGAUGGAGGAUGAUGAGGAACCGAUUGUAGAGGAUGUGAUGAUGUCAUCAGAGGAACGACUGGACGACCUUAACGAGGGCAUGGACUUCGACACCAUGGACAUUGAUCUGCCUCCAUCCAAAAACCGCAGGGAGAGAUCAGAGCUGAAACCAGACUACUUUGACCCUGCCUCCAUCAUGGAUGACUCUGUCCUUAAUGUCUCCAUGUUCUGAGAUGGAUACAUGAGAGCGGUGACAUGUUUUCCUCAUCUGAUUUCACUCCAUGAACUAAAUGCACAUGAUGGUGCUGCGUAUCUUUCCCUCCUGAAAACACACCAUAACUUUCCAUCUGUACAUAUAACAGCCCACAGGGCGACACACAAACAUUUUCAGCAUGAGAUCAGACUUAUCUAUUCAUGCUCUUUUGUAAUGGAGUUUUAAAUAUAGCUGGUUUUUUUUUUUUUUUUACUCCUGGAGCAGUUUUGAUUUUUAGGUAAUUUUGUAAAGACAAUCAAUUGUAAAUGACUUUAUAAAGGGUGAUUUAAAUCUAACAUUUAUAACUCAACUUUCCUUAAAGGGUUUAGACUUGCAGUGUCUGUUUUUUUUCACAGUACCUUUCUUUCUCUCUCUUUUUUUUAAUUCAUCAAUCACAAUGUUUCACUUCUCAGAAGUAGGUUAAGCCUCAUAUUGUGAUGAUAUUCCUCACUUAACUGAGUGGCUGAUUUUUUUUUAUUUAUAGGUCCUCGGAGAGCUCUAAGCACUUGUACUGAUUGGCUAAAACUUAGAAAUCCCACCCCUCCCUCAAAAGAGUUAAAUUAAUUUCUGGAUUUAUUUUUAUUUUUUAUUGUUUUUGGUCAACUUCAAAUUUCAAAGGUAUUUCUGCAUUGAGGGCAUUGCCCCCUAUUUUCAAAGAAAAGCUCUUUCUGUAGAAUAUAUCCAAUUUCUUUUUAAAUAUUAGAAAUAGGUAUUAUAAUAUAUUGUUAUAUAUCUUUAAAAAAUAUAUAAUUAUAUGUAUUAUUUUGUUUUACACAAAAUGUGUAAUGUAAUGUGAAUCAUUGCUGAUUUAUAUUUAACUUAAUGUUUUUAUGUUUGGUAUCCAACCUACCGUUUCAUUCACAUUGCAUCUGUCCUGAGAGAAUCACUGAUGUUUUAUUAACUUUCAUUUUGGAAAAGCUCCACUGUGAAAAAUUCUAUAAUCUUUCCCCUUUGUGUAGUUCAUUGAGGUUGUGGGUUGUUUAGGAAGUUAGGCUUGUUAAUCAGAGUGAAUUAUGAUGAUUGUCUUUGGUGAGAAAUCUUAGUAAAUGUAACCAUGGUGGUUUAAUGCCUGGUAAAUACAUUUCUGCAUGGAGUUUUUGGUCAGGAUUGGAAAGGAAGCGUCUUUUAUGUGUUUUACACACAGUUGGUCAUUUGUCCCACUUUGAUUUUAAUUUUCAGUCCUGCAAUGUCUUCUUAUUUCCAAAAGUGUGUGAGUGUAUGUAUUUUAAUGUAUUGGACUGUACAUAAAAACCAAGAUGUUUUUAUUCUAUUUACAAGAUGUCAGUUGUUUCAUUUACUAUGUUUAUUGCAUUUAUAUUUGGAUAUGAAAUAAACCUUCCUAAUCUUUAGCACUGCUAUCAUUGACAGCUGCA
Messenger RNA from Sinocyclocheilus rhinocerous, 5182 nucleotides. Its product is annotated as cohesin subunit SA-2-like. Bases 306 to 3788 code for a protein of 1160 amino acids. Gene Ontology annotation, biological process: sister chromatid cohesion. The transcript has 31 exons. Gene Ontology annotation, molecular function: chromatin binding. Gene Ontology annotation, cellular component: nucleus; cohesin complex; chromatin. The record is from RefSeq and is a predicted model, not a curated record. Lineage: Eukaryota; Metazoa; Chordata; Actinopteri; Cypriniformes; Cyprinidae.